GUCCGCCCGGCGGAGAUCAUCCAAUUCCCCGUCAAGUCGGGGACUUCAGUCAUGCACGGCACCCUUCACCCCGUUGGGUUCAUGAGGGGGGUGAUGGCGCCGAAGGACAGGUCCGUUCUGGCCCGCCUCGGGGAUGACAUCCUCGAUUACAAAGUCGCAAGCUACAGCACUAUGGCUGCGCUGGCCGCCUCGGAGCAGGCCCGGAGGGUGGAACAGCUGAGGAUAGCGAAGGUUCAGGCGGACGAGGCCUUGAAGAAGUCUGAUGAGGAGAUCUCUAUCCUCCGGAAAAGGCUCGCCGAUGCCGAGGAAGCCCUUCGACUGGAGAAGGAUAGCAAUGAGCAAAGGCUGAAAGAUGCCGAAGCUAAGGCGAAGGCCGCCGCCGAGGAAGCCGCCGCUGCCAUUGCCAGGACCGUUGCCGAGGCCGCCGAAAAUGAAAAGGCCGAAGCGGUGGCUGAUGCCAGAAAGAAAGCGGUUGAGGCUUUUCUUGCCGAGGGCUGGACGGCAUUGGACCACGAGGGGUGGGUGGCCUCCGUGGUGGAGCAGAAGGUUGACUCCUGGGUGAAAGGCCCUGGUGCUGAAUGGCUUGCCCGAAAGGGUAAAGAUUAUUAUGACGGUGGUGAAUUCUUCACUCAGAAGCUGGUCUACCGUCGGCUGGCUAGGCAUCUGAAGAUUGAUCCGAAAGAUUUCGAUCCGGCGACCUAUGGCCUUCCCCCUCUUCAGCCAGAUGUCAGAGUACCCCUCCCCCCGGGUGAAGAGAGGCCAGAUUUGGAGGACUCCGAGCUCAUGCAAGAGGGCGAGGAUGAUGAAGAGGAAGUCAGAGAGGAUGCCACUUCGAGGCCGAAGGAUGAUGGAGC
Molecule: messenger RNA, 854 nt
Organism: Cuscuta epithymum
Lineage: Eukaryota; Viridiplantae; Streptophyta; Magnoliopsida; Solanales; Convolvulaceae
Source: the annotation of a GenBank genome assembly